AUGAGUCGCAUGCGUCGGAACGUGGUGUUUUUGUCGCCGACACCACCACCCAGCCGUGUAAAGCGGUCGUUUGAGCUGCAGGUAGAACUUUCUGAGAAAAAACUAUCCUCGAUUUCUUCUGGGUUCUCUCGCAUUUGUCAGCCCCAGCUGCCCAAUCGCAAAUUUCGUGCGCCAAACCACCCACCACCCCUCUCACAUCCCACUCGUCUCCCGCAGCAGCCGGCGACAGUCUGGUGUUCUGCAAGCAGUAGUACCCGCGCGCAACCCGAGCAAGUGCCCCGCCGUGCAGCCAAUGAGCAGUCUCAACGUGGCGCGGCUGAAGGGGCGGUGGUACGAGGUGGCGGCGUCGUCGCGCACAAGUUCACGGCGGAGCUCGGCGCGGCGUGCACCGCCUUCGAGUUCGAAGUCGCGCCCAAGCAGAACGGCCUCAACGCCAUGCGCGUCACGCGGCGACUCGUCGAGGCGGUGGGUCCCGUGCGCGCAACGCAGGUCGGCACCAUCGCCUCCGCCUCCCUCCGCUCGGCGCGCAACCUGCGCGGAGUGUGCUCCGCUAUCGCCGGCCAGAAGCUCCCCACGGAGCUCUCGUACGCGUCGCUCGUCAACCAGGCGAAACUUGGUCUGCCGGCCGCCGGCUUGGACGGCAAAACUGCCGGCCAGACGUCCACCAGCCUCUCCGUCAUCUCCGCGUCGCUAGGCCAGAUCUCCGCGCAAGCCGGCGCGAUUCACGCGAGGCUCGCUCGCAUCCAGACGGAUCUCGCGCCGGUGAAUCAGGUCGACCGGCUGCCGAGUCUCAGCGCCCUGCGGAGCAGGAUCGGUAAUACAACGGAGGCGAUCCGACGGUCGGUGCGCGCGAUCCAACGGUCGAGAGGGAGGAUCUUGAAGCAGGCUGAUGCGGUUGGGCGUUAUGAACCGCCAGGCGUCCGCUGUGGGCACGCUAGCCGUGCCCGCCACUCACACCUUCUUUCUCUUCGUGCCCUCGCCCCUCCCUCCCCUCAGCUACUGAACGCCACGCUCGCCCUGCAGCGUCAGGCUUCCGCCGUGGGCACUCUAGCCGUCUCCGCAGCCAAGAUCGGCCUCCUCUCCUCCCUCGCCACUCCCGCCGCCGCCACGCUCUUCGAGUCGCCCGUCAACCUCACCCAGGCCGUGAGCAUGCGAGGCACGCUGGUGCAGGGGGCAAGCAGGGCGACGGCAGCAUUGCAAUGA
This is a messenger RNA of Closterium sp. Yama58-4, 1203 nucleotides long. Lineage: Eukaryota; Viridiplantae; Streptophyta; Zygnematophyceae; Desmidiales; Closteriaceae. The record is from the annotation of a GenBank genome assembly.